Cyphellophora attinorum is the source of this 1032-nucleotide messenger RNA. RefSeq lists its product as uncharacterized. The record is from RefSeq and is a predicted model, not a curated record. NCBI's taxonomy places the organism in Eukaryota, Fungi, Ascomycota, Eurotiomycetes, Chaetothyriales, Cyphellophoraceae. The transcript has a single exon. Bases 1 to 1032 code for a protein of 343 amino acids.
AUGGAGGACAUACUUGGAUCGACGCCCAAGCAGAGCGACUACUUGAAGCCUGCAGCGGCGGAAGAAGCGGAGGACGAAACAGAGCCAUUUUGGCGACGGCUUACUCGCAAAUUCAUCCGCGACAUCAUAGGUAUUGAUGAGCCACUUCUCUCGGUCAUCGUUGGCGAGUCAUUACCCGAAGAAGCUCAAUCAGAGGUCAAGGCAGUACCAUUGGCCACUAUUCCCGAGUCCUCUACUGCGGUGUCGAUCAACACAGACAACGCCUGGCGAGAUCGGCUGUUACAGCGGAUAGCUCGUGAACUCGGCGUCUGUGUAUCAGCAAUCUCGCCACAUUCGGGUGCCUUUACCACCUACACAUCCCAAAUGCAUGACUAUGCGGGCAUGCGGCUGCAGCCCAGCACAACGCCUCCAAAGGAAUCACCUUUGACUCGUCCAUCGAUUCAGGCGCAACCUCAAGCAAUAUUGUCAUCCACACUCACCCCUCAAUUCUCACCAACAAUACACAGUCCUCACCACGCUGCAACAUGGGGCUUCGAAGAGGCGGACGAGCCAGCAUUAAGCACAACAUCAUCUCAUUUAGCCGACUCCCUUGAUCUACAGCGCGAACGCGAGUACUGGGAACGCGCUGUAGACGUCCGAAUGGUCUUCCGCUUCCUCAAGGACCGCAUCGUUGGUCGCAGCACGCCACAGCCACACGACCACGACUUGAAAAAGUCCAGCCUGGGCACCUCACCCGAAGCAAUUGGUCAGCGCAGCGCCAUCAUACGUCAGCACCAUCCCCUUGUUGCAAGAGCACACGCGAGACCGACGACAGCAGCACUGGCCGCAAGGCGUGGAAGUCAAGGGCAGAAUGUGGCAGCAGGCCCUACAAUCAGGCGGCCGAGCAGCAGCUGUGCGAGCGAGAGUGUCAAGAGCCGGAGUCGUACCAGCUCAAAGGGGACAGGCACUGGAAGCAGGAACUAUUGGGACCUUGGAGGCAGUGUUGGGAGUGGCAGCGUGCUGGCAAGCGGCGGCCUAUGGGGUGAGGCUUGA